This is a messenger RNA of Coniosporium apollinis CBS 100218, 4518 nucleotides long. RefSeq lists its product as uncharacterized. NCBI's taxonomy places the organism in Eukaryota, Fungi, Ascomycota, Dothideomycetes. The transcript is spliced from 15 exons. Gene Ontology annotation, molecular function: hexosyltransferase activity. The record is from RefSeq and is a predicted model, not a curated record. The coding region runs from base 1 to 4518 and encodes 1505 amino acids.
AUGGCAGAACUGUACCCGUCGAUAACACAGUGCGCCAUCGUGGCUGCUGCCCUCAAGAUCCUGUUGUUCCCGGCGUAUAAAUCCACGGACUUCGAGGUGCACCGGAAUUGGCUAGCCAUCACGCACUCCCUGCCUGUCAAGCAGUGGUACUAUGAGAAAACUUCCGAAUGGACUCUUGACUAUCCGCCGUUUUUCGCGUACUUUGAAUGGAUCUUGUCUCAGGCAGCCGCUCUUGUCGAGCCUGAACUUCUCCAAGUCAAUAACCUGAACUAUGACAGCUGGCGCACCGUGUACUUCCAGAGGACGACAGUCAUUGUCACAGAACUUGUGCUCAUCUAUGCCUUGCAUCUAUAUGUCAAGAGCUCAGAAUCAAGAAUGACCGCCCACGCAGCGGCGUUGUUCAUCCUCUUGUCGCCCGGUCUUCUAAUAAUUGACCACAUCCACUUCCAGUACAACGGCUUCCUGUACGGCAUCCUGAUUUGGUCGCUCGUCCUCGCCCGGAACAGGUCAACCUUGCUGUAUAGCGGACUGCUCUUUGCAGCGCUGCUAUGUCUGAAGCAUAUAUACCUUUACUUGGCCCCGGCGUACUUCGUCUUCUUGCUCAGAGCGUACUGUCUGAGGCCGAAUUCAAUCUUCCGAAUCCGAUUUAGUAAUGCAUUUAAGCUAGGAGCGGGCAUUAUCGGCAUCUUCGCUGCAGCGUUCGGCCCUUUCGUAUACUGGAACCAGGUGCCGCAACUGCUCAGUCGGCUCUUCCCGUUUUCGAGAGGAUUAUGUCACGCGUAUUGGGCGCCCAAUGUGUGGGCGAUGUACUCCUUCACAGACAGGGUUCUCAUAUACUUGGCGCCAUACCUUGGGCUUCCUGUCAAUAGCGCUGCAGUUACCAGCGUGACCAGAGGUCUAGUCGGAGACACCGCUUUUGCGGUACUGCCGGAUGUUUCCCCACGAGCUACCUUUAUCCUGACCUUGUUCUUCCAAGCGAUUAGCCUCGCCAAGCUCUUUGUGGAGCCUACGUGGGAGACUUUCGUCGGCGCAGUCACCCUCUGCGGCUACGCGUCGUUUCUCUUCGGCUGGCACGUCCACGAAAAGGCCAUCCUGCUCGUCAUUGUUCCUUUCAGCCUGCUGGCUCUCAAAGACCGUCGCUAUCUCGGCGCUUUCCGCCCAUUGGCUGUGGCCGGUCACGUGUCUCUCUUCCCGCUCCUUUUUACCGUGGCGGAGUUUCCGGUCAAGACAGUGUACACCGUCUUCUGGCUCGUCUUGUUCCUUCUGGCUUUUGACAGACUGGCUCCAGCUUCACCCCAUCCCAGGAUCUUCCUAUUUGACCGCUUCUCUCUGCUAUAUAUCGCUGUUGCCAUUCCGUUGAUUGUGUACUGCUCGCUCGUGCAUCAGCUGGUUUUCAAGGAUAAGUAUGAGUUCCUGCCUCUGAUGUUCACCAGUUCCUACUCUGCGAUAGGGAUAAACCCGCCAUUGGAGCUUGAAGGACACAUCAAGUCGACCGCAGCCGCAGCCAUGGUACUGAUCAAGCGCAAACCCGUCCAAUAUGUCCCGCCGCCGCCUAUCCUAGACAACAAUGCAGAGGUCUGGGUCAUGCAAGAGACGGGCGAGGUGUUCCUGGACUACGAGAGCUAUCUCGAUCGGCGGGACUAUUACAAGCAGAGGAAGUUCACGUGCGAGAUUACCGGCCACUCCGGCCUGACGUUCUUCCAAGCCAGGGACAGCGAGACACAGGGUUCUAAGGCGCUACAGAGCACCUUCCCGGAAGCUCUACGAGACCCUGUGCUACGAAGGGUACAGUUCUCGCCGAUAUCUCGGAUUGACGAUCUUGACGAGUCGGUGUCUAAUUGCCUGCAGGAGUUCAAGGAAAAUUUCAGCCCAGGCGAGCAUGUCAUUGUGCUAAUGGAGAACGGCGACAGACUGGAAGGAAUUGUUCGGAGCCGGACCGAUUUUGGUGCACGCAUGCAGCCUGACGGCACCAGGAGCGAACAAUAUUCAAAGUAUCUCGUGGGCGUAGAAGCUUUACCCGGGCAGCCGAACGAGAUGUAUCUGUUGAAGGACCAGAUCACGCGGGAUCGAAAGGUCUUCACCAAGCAGACUCUGCGCGCUUUCCUCAGAGCAAACAUCCUAAGAGAACCGUGGCAAGGCGCGCCUUGGUUGGUGAGAGAGGAUGUGGCACAAGAACUUAAGAUUCCCAUGGACAUACCCCCGCAUCUCAAGCAUGAGGCAGUCAUCGCGCAGAAGAAAGCGAAGAAUCCGGAGUCGGGAGGAACCUUCUUCAACUUUCUAACAAGCCAGCGGGGAAUAGCUUUGACAGACCUCGGCCGGCCAAUGUUUGGCGGCUACGGACAUCAGCUGUCGCAACAGGAUAUCAAUAGACAGCUUGAGGAGGGACAUUACAUGUACCUGGAUGGACGCAAUCCCGUGUUCGCAACGGCACCAGUACCUAACUCCCUCAACAACGCGCCAUACGCCAGCCAUUUUCACAAGUUGCCCAUGCUCCACCCUGGUCCCAUUAGAGGACCACCACCUAGACCCCCAGCACCACCACCGCCACCGCCAAUCAAGUACCCUAUCGACGACCUAGACAUUCAACCUCGCCGGAACGGGCUCCAGAGACCACCACUGAAAUUUCUUGUGGACGAUCCUCCCACGUCUGCGAUAGGGAACGGAACUCAGACCGCUACGCAUAGCACGGGUAUCCUCAUGCAAUCGAUGGUAUCGUUGCUGGAAAUUUGGAACACCUUGAAUGUUCAUGCAGAGGUCUUUAUUCUCGACUCCUUCACGUUUGAUGACUUUAUGGAUGCCAUGCGUUGUCAAUCCGAGGAGCUAGAAUGCGAACUAUUCGUGGAGAUGCACUGUGCAGUCCUCAAGCAAUUGGUCAGUGCCGAUGGUCAGAUCCAGGUAUCACUUCCCGACCUCGAGGAGGAAGAGGAGGAAUCGGAGGAAGACAUAAGCACUCUCUCGACGCCGCUACCUGAAGUGGUUCCCAAGAUUGAGAAGAGGACCACGCGAAGCAGUCUGGCCAAGUCUGAAGCUGAAGCACUCAAGCAGCCAAGCCCAGCCGUGUCCGAUCAUAAGACCUCACAUCGAGCCGCAGAAAUGCUAGCCGAUUACGGCUGGGUCGAGAGGCUUGCAGCGCGUGACUUCAAGGACGGUGGCUGGCAGGUCGUCAUGGUCGGACUGCUUCGACAGAUCUCGCUAGAACCUCACCACAAGGACAUCUGCGACAAGAUUCUGGCGCAACUGGCCCCAGAUGAUGAGGAGCCUACGCAAGAGACCGCACGUCGUCAAUACAACAAAUUGGACAUCAAUGAUCGUCUUGCCGCACUUGAGAUCGCCGUCAUGCUUGCCACCCGAACAAAAGCCAUUCGAGAAUACCUCGAGGUGUGCAGUGCUAACAUGACCACGCUCAGGAAGGAGAAGAUCGAGUGGCAACGGAAGAGGAAGCCACUGGUCCAAGAACUGCAAGAGCUCGACGAGCAGCGGAAAAUGCUACUACCCGACAACAUGCCCGGCUCACCGCUGCAAGAAGUGAGCGAAAUCCUCGACACGUCCAUGACCGGCAUCGAAGACAGCGACAAAGACUCCUCAGCCUCACCUCCCGUCCGCGUCCUCCGGCGCUCCACGGACCGCGCCCACGACCGCAAGCGCAAGCGCGACGAAGAAGCGGCGCGCAAAGCGCAAGAAAAAGCCGACAAAGCCGCCGCAGCAACCUCAAAGCAAUCAGCCCAAUUCAAGAAAAUCCUGCGCGACAUCGAGAAGAAGAAAGAAGCGAUCCGUGAGUGCGAGGACAAGAUCCUGGACUUCGACAAUGAGCUCCGUGAGGAAAACUGCCAGCGCACCAAGUGCCUCGGCCGCGACCGCUUCUGCAACCGCUACUACUGGUUCGAGCGUAACGGGAUGCCGUUCGCGGGGAUGCCGCAAAGCUCGACCGCCGGAUAUGGCUACGCGAACGGAAGGCUGUGGGUUCAGGGCCCUGACGACUCCGAGCGCAGCGGUUUCAUCGACCGUGAGGAGCCUGCGUGGACGGAGUACCGCAACGCGUUCGGGAUGACAGUCCCCGAGCGCCGGCUAGAGGAAGAGGGACCUAUCCAGCUCUACAACGCGAACUCCUGGGGAUACAUCGAUGAUCCGGACGCCGUGGACGCGCUGAUCGGCUGGCUGGAUGACCGCGGCAUCCGCGAGCGGAAUCUGAGGAAGGAGCUCCAGAUCUGGCGCGCGCCGAUCGUGGAAUAUAUGCAGAAGAUGAAGGCGCACAAUGAGGCGGUGGGAGAGAAGAAGCGCGAGGCGGAAGAGGGGGGAGCGGGUGUUCAGACGAGGCAUAAGAAGCAUGUGGACCCGAAGACGCUGCAUCCGUGCUUAGCGUGGAAAAAUAGUCGUGCGGAGGGACAGCUUGGGCAUAAGCAUGCGGAGCAGCCGAAGCCGAGAAAGCUGAAGAAGGCGAGUGAGCGGAGUUUGAAGGUGCCGCUGGGACGGUCGGGGAAGCCGCUCACGAGGCAGGGGACGCAGUACGGCAAGCGCUGA